This is a messenger RNA of Numida meleagris (helmeted guineafowl), 14326 nucleotides long. It is a transcript of the gene KIF26B, whose product is annotated as kinesin family member 26B. Lineage: Eukaryota; Metazoa; Chordata; Aves; Galliformes; Numididae. Gene Ontology annotation, molecular function: microtubule motor activity; ATP binding; microtubule binding. Bases 1817 to 8176 code for a protein of 2119 amino acids. Gene Ontology annotation, biological process: microtubule-based movement. The record is from RefSeq and is a predicted model, not a curated record. The transcript has 15 exons.
GCUGGGCUGCGGGGAGCAGCCUCGCCGCCCCGCAGUGCUUCCCCCACCGCCUCCGGCAGCCGCUGCCACCCGCCCGGGGCUGAGGGAGAGCGGACGCCGUGUCGGCGCAGGGCUCCGUCGUUCCCAAAGUUGUCUGCUCGGGGCUGCCCCGCGCCCCAGGGCUGGCACCGGCCCCGGGUGUGCGCGCUGCUGCCGAGGUGCGGGCUGUGACAGCGGCUGCGCUGCGUAGCGCGAGCGGCUUGGUGGUAACAGGUCUGCUGAGAAACAAAGCUGCCCGCCCGUUCGCCGCCAGAAUCGCUGAGCGUGGAAAAGCAGAAGUUACGCGCCGCGGCGCCCACGGGGCAUCCCACACCGCUCGGCGCGUCCCGCAGCGCCUUGGCAUCCCGGUCACGUCUGCCUACGGAACGGAGCGGUGUGCGGCGGGAGCCUUUGUCUGCCAGGUGUUCGGGCACCUAGGUGGGUGCACAGGGCGCAGCUGAUGCGGCCUGGCUACCCGGUGUCGGCUGAGAUGAAAGCUUUCUUAUCGGGAAUGGCUGCUCCGCUAUCGGAGCAACAGCCUGGUGAAGUUAAAGCACAGCACAGCAUCGCGCACACCUUCACUGCCGGCAGGAAUCUGGAAGGUGUGGGUGAUGCCUCCCUCGGCGGUCAGAGGCUGCUCUGGGUGCCCGCGGCCCUUACAGCCCCGGUGCAGUCAGGGUGCUACGAAGGUAGCGACGGGAGAGCGGGAAGGUGGAGGCAAGCCCUGUCUGUGCUGCCCUCCCAGCUGCAUCCUCCUCGCCUUUGCAUUUUGGCUAUCGGGGGAGCUGGCACCCAGCUCCUUAUCGCAGCCUUUUCUGAGAACGUCGCCAACUUGAUUUGAGGAGGAUUUGUCGGGAAUGACCGUGCUGUCUGCAGGGUUAGACAUCAGACAGGAGCUGUAACCAGGUGCGUGUAACCCACAACUGCGAAGCAAAAAUCGCAGUUAGAAGGGAAAGAGCAACGGGGAAACAAGUCUGCGGAUUGUUAUUGUUAAGAGAUCCAUUUACUAUGCCCUUGAUUGCAAACUUAAUACACGUAAAAUUACAACACGGAGAAGAGACGCUUGUGACAAUCGGAGAUACGGCUUGCUUUCCUUUCCCGGUUAGGACCCUUGUGAAGUCAUGUCCAUUAAAGCCCUGAACGGAGGCAACUAACCAAUAACUGCCGUGGAAGCAACAAGGUUCCCCCCGAGCCCCGCCUGCCAGCUUCAAGAAAAAGGGGAAAAUCGGCGGUGUCAAUCAGGCGCACCGCAAAACAGCGAGGCCCUCCCCGCAGCCGGCGCGGCCCCGGGAGCGGGCAGAGCCCCGCGCCGACGGGAGCCGGGGGCCGCGGGGCUGCCAGGCGCGGCCGGGCGGGAGGAUAUUGGCUGCGAGGGCGCGGAGGCUCCUCCCAGAGCCCGGCCGCCGAGAUUUUGGGAGGAUUUCUUGUAACUCACUUCCAAACCUGGCUGAGGGAAAGAAGUUGCCGUCGUAGCUUCUGCUACGACACUCCCGCACCUCCCCGCAGCCGCCUCGGAUGCUUCGCUUCACUCGCGGAGGAGGGCUGCCGCUGCCGGGGGGAGCGCUCCCGCUCUGGAUGUGGCUGUUUCUGUGAAAGCGUCGGCUAGAAGGGGCCGGGCGGGAAGACAAUGAGGGAAAGCCGGCCGGCCGAGCGCCCCGCUCCCCGGCAUUCUCCCGAGGACUGACGGUGUUCGGCGCUCAGCGUUGAGGCGGCGGCGGCGGCGCCCGGCGCGGGGGCUUCCCGGGACCGACGGUUUCCUUCGGCUGCUGACCGGGGGGAGCCCACCCGCGGAGCCACCAUGAAUUCGGUGGCUGGGAAUAAGGACAGGGUUGCGGUCACAGCGCGGAGCAGAAAAUACGGGGUGACCGAGCCCUGCUCGCCCACCAAGCCCGCCGCCCCCUUCUCCCCCGAGAGCUGGUACCGCAAGGCUUACGAGGAGUCCCGCGCCGGGAGUCGCCCGGCCCCGGAGGGAGCCGGCUCGGCGCUCGGCUCCUCGGGCACCCCGUCCCCCGGCUCCGGCACCUCCUCGCCGGGCUCUUUCACAGGCUCCCCGGGGCCCGCCUCGCCCGGCAUCGGCACCAGCUCCCCCGGCUCGCUGGGAGGCUCGCCGGGCUUCGGCACCGGCUCGCCGGGCUCCGGCAGCGGCGGCGGCUCCUCGCCGGGCUCCGACCGCGGCGUCUGGUGCGAGCACUGCAACGCCCGCCUGGCGGAGCUGAAGAGGCAGGCGCUGAAGCUGCUCAUCCCCGGGCCCGUCAGCAGCAAGGACCCGGGCUUCUCUUCAGUGAUUCAUGACAAACUCCAAGUUCCCAAUACUAUUCGGAAGGCAUGGAAUGAGAAAGACAACAGAUGUGACGUUUGUGCCACGCACUUGAACCAGCUGAAGCAAGAGGCCAUUCAGAUGGUGCUGACCUUAGAGCAGGCUGCCAACUCAGAACAUUACGAUGCCUCUCCAGGAUCCCCCCCACCCCUCUCUAAUAUCCCCACACUAGUGGGUUCCCGGCACAUGGGCAGCUUGCAGCCCAGGGACUGGGCAUACAUGCCCGCUCCUUAUGCCACAUCUAAUUAUACAGGCUUUGUUGCCAACAAACACAGUGGAAAACCCAACAGUCUAGGAAUUGUCAAUGGGGUGGAGAAGAAAAAUGGCUCUCCUGGACACCAAGCCAAGGUCAGCUUUCAGAUGGCCACCAGCCCCAGCAAUGGUAAUGUUCUCAAUUCUGUGGCUAUCCAGGCUCAUCAGUACCUUGAUGGCACUUGGUCUUUGUCGAGAACGAACGGCGUUACUCUAUAUCCCUACCAAAUAUCUCAGCUUAUGACAGAGACUAGUCGAGAGGGCCUGACUGAAGCAGCAUUGAACCGCUACAAUGCAGAUAAACCCUCCUUGUACAGCUUCCCUGCUUCCCAGAGCACAUAUGUUGCUGCUGAUGUAUCUACAGGCACCUCGGUGGCAGCAUCUUUUUUUGCCAGAGCCGCUCAGAAAUUGAACCUGUCUUCCAAAAAGAAGAAGCACAGGCCUUCUGCAUCAUCUAUUCCGGAAUCUCCUCUCUUCUCCACCAGCUUCAGCAGUAUCCUUCAGGCUUCCCCACCCCCUGCACCACCAUGUUUGUUGAGGGCAGUCAGCAAAGUGAAAGACACCCCUGGUGUGGGCAAGGUCAAAGUCAUGGUGCGCAUUUCUUCCACGCUUGCUAGAGACACGUCUGAGUCCAGCUCUUUCUUAAAAGUUGACCCCCGUAAGAAGCAAAUCAUGCUCUAUGACCCAGUGACCUGUGGAGGUCAGAAUGCUUUCCAGAAAAGGGCCAACCAGGUUCCACCCAAGAUGUAUGCUUUCGAUGCAGUGUUCCCCCAAGAUGCAUCACAGGCUGAAGUAUGUGCUGGGACUGUGGCUGAGGUGAUCCAGUCAGUGGUCAAUGGUGCAGAUGGCUGCGUGUUCUGCUUUGGCCAUGCCAAACUUGGGAAGUCAUACACCAUGAUCGGCAAGGAUGAUUCCAUGCAAAACCUUGGCAUUAUCCCUUGUGCCAUCUCCUGGCUCUUCAAGUUGAUUAAUGAACGCAAAGAGAAGACAGGAGCGCGCUUCUCAGUCCGAAUUUCUGCAGUGGAAGUGUGGGGGAAAGAAGAAAAUCUUAGAGACCUGUUAUCCGAAGUGGCUACAGGAAGCCUGCAGGAUGGCCAGUCCCCAGGUGUCUACCUUUGUGAGGACCCCAUUUGUGGCAUGCAGCUCCAGAACCAGAGUGAGCUCCGUGCCCCAACAGCAGAGAAGGCCGCCUUCUUCCUGGAUGCUGCUAUCGCCUCGCGGCGUGGCAGCCAGCGGGACUGUGACGAGGAGGAUCACCGCAACUCCCACAUGCUCUUCACCCUGCACAUCUACCAGUACCGCAUGGAGAAGAGUGGCAAAGGCGGAAUGUCUGGAGGUCGCAGCCGCUUGCACCUUAUUGACCUGGGGAGCUGUGUGAAAGUGCUCGGCAAAAACCGGGAGGGAAGUUCUGGCCUCUGUCUCUCGUUGUCAGCACUGGGCAAUGUCAUCCUUGCCCUCGUCAACGGAAGCAAACACAUCCCGUACAAAGACAGCAAGCUCACCAUGUUGCUUCGAGAGUCCCUGGGGAAUAUGAACUGCCGCACCACAAUGAUAGCUCACAUUUCAGCCGCUGCGGGGAACUACGCUGAGACACUGUCCACCAUCCAGAUUGCAUCCAGAGUCCUCAGGAUGAAGAAAAAGAAAACUAAGUACACUUCGAGUUCUUCUGGAGGAGAGAGCUCUUGUGAGGAGGGCAGGAUGCGGCGGCCAACCCAGCUGAGACCUUUCCAUUCUAGAAACACCGUUGACCCAGACUUCCCUAUUUUGCAUUUAUCAAGUGAUCCUGAUUAUUCAUCCAGCAGUGAGCAGUCCUGUGACACGGUGAUUUAUGUUGGCCCCAAUGGCACUGCCCUUUCUGAUAAGGAACUGACAGAUAAUGAAGGUCCCCCUGACUUUGUUCCCAUAGUUCCUGCACUGCAGAAGACCAAAAAUGAGGGCAGGCUGGAGGAAGGUAGUGAAUCAGGGCCGAGCACAUCUGAAAGAGAUUGCCUGAAGUGCAACACCUUUGCAGAGCUCCAGGAGAGGCUGGAUUGCAUAGAUGGCAGUGAAGAGACCAACAAAUUUCCCUUUGAAGAGAUGCCUGCUCAAUUUAGCUCAGACCAGAUGUCUAAGUGCUCUGUCUCAAGCCAACUGGCAGAGCUUAGUCACUUACCAGAGUCAGAUAAGGAAGAUAUGAUGCCAGAAUGUCAGCAUCCUGAUAGAGAAGCCAAGGAAAAUAUAAAUGCAACCCCCAGCAAAACUAAGAGAAAUCACUCCCCCAUUCCUUCUGGAGCGCAUACUAAUAUUUCAACUCCUUCUUCUCCCAGGAGUGUAACAGGCAGCUCUAGCAAAGAGCUUAGCUCUUGCCAGUUAGCACACAGUACCAGCUUGCAGAGCAGCAGAGAAGGUCUCAACACCUGUGGCUUUGUGGAAGGGAAACCAAGGCCAAUGGGUUCGCCCCGGCUUGGCAUUGCGAGCCUCUCCAAGACAUCUGAAUACAAGCCACCAACUUCUCCUUCCCAGAGGUGCAAGGUCUAUACACAGAAAGGAGUUCUUCCCAGCACCACACCCCCACCAGCUACCCUGAGUAAGGACACUGAGAUGGCAUCAACUGAAUCUUUGUUACAGCCAGAAAUCCGGACCCCACCUGCGGGAAUGAGCCCUCAGAUCAUGAAGAAGUCUGUGUCUUCCAGCAAUGGGGAUUUUGUAGAGACAAUUCUCAAUGAAGAUCAGCAACAAAGCCAUUCUCCUGAAUCCAAGAAGGAGAUUCUGAGCACCACUAUGGUGACUGUGCAGCAGCCGCUGGAACUGAAUGGAGAGGACGAGCUGGUGUUCACCCUUGUAGAAGAGCUAACCAUUAGUGGGGUCCUUGACAAUGGGCGCCCAACCAGUAUCAUCAGUUUUAACAGUGACUGCUCUGUGCAGGCUUUGGCCUCUGGGUCUAGGCCAGUCAGUAUUAUCAGCAGCAUAUCUGAAGAUCUUGAAUGUUACUCCAGUGCAGCUCCUGUGUCUGAGGUCAGCAUCACACAGUUCCUUCCACUUCCAAAGUUGGGCCUGGAUGACAAGUCCCAGGAUGAUGGCAGCAGACGCUCAUCUAUCAGCUCAUGGUUGAGUGAAAUGAGCACAGGGAGUGAUGGUGAACAGUCAUGCCACAGUUUCAUUGCCCAGGCAUGCUAUGGGCAUGGAGAAGCAAUGGCAGAACCUCCUGUCUCUGAGUUUGCAAGCACCGUACAAAGUGCCAGCAUGAUUUGUGUAGGUGACAAACAGAAGCCAGUGACAGACAACAUGCUUAUAUUGUCAGAAAUGGGGGAGGAAGCUUUCAGUAAAGUGCCACCCAUCAAAGGCUGUAAAAUAUCAGCUCUAGGGAAAACUACUGUCACAAUUAAAAACACUGCAAAUCUCAGCAGCUGUGAGGGCUACUUCCCAAUGAAGACAAACAUUACUGUUUAUCCAUGUAUUGCUGUUAAUUCCUUCAAAGCACAAGACACUGAUGAUGCUGUAUCGGCAGUAAGUGCAGAUCCAAAGGUUGCUCACCCCCAUGAGGGAAAAGAACCUAAUGCUAAGAAGGAUAUCAAAUUUGAAGAUCCAUGGCUGAAGAGAGAAGAUGAUGUAAAAAAUGACAGCUCUGGGAACACUGAUGGGUCGAGGUCUGACAUGACCACAGUUUCAGCCAAACCUGAGCAGAACACAAAGCAGUCCUCAGCAGACAGGUUUAGCAUCAGCAGCAGUGGAGACGCCUCUGUCUCCCCAGGAUGUGACAGUCUGAAGAGGAUUGUGGACGGAUGUGAGAUGGCAGCAUCUGGCUCUGCAACCCAAAGUCCCGUUCAUUCCUGUGAUGGCUUGAAGGGCGGCAGCCUCCCUCGAGGGCUCCCAAAAGCAAGCAAGCCAGAAGAGCCUGACAGUCACCUCCAUUCUGCUGCCUCUGACAGCAAUGGAGUUGUUUCUCCUGCCCACGCCCAAUUUUCUAAGGCCAGCCUAGACAAAAAAAUGGCCUCUCCCAAACACUGUGUCCUCACUCGCCCCAAAGGGAACCCUCCUCUGCCUCCAGUGAGAAAGUCAAGUUUGGAUCAGAAGAACAGAGCCAGCCCCCAGCACAGUGCUGCCAGCAGCACCACCAGCAGUCCCUCUGGCCAGCCCGCGCCCUUCCUGGCCAGCUUCCCCGAGGAGCUGAAUGCCAAACCAAAGGGCCCUGGCAUUGACAACAGCAGCAACAACAGCAGCAGCAAGCUGUUCAGUGCCAAGCUGGAGCAGCUCGCCAGCAGGACCAACUCCCUUGGGAGGUCCACAGGAAGUCACUAUGAGUGUCUGUCUCUGGAAAGAGCAGAAAGCCUGUCCUCUGUGAACUCCAAAAUGAACCCUGGCAAAGACACCACCAUGCCUAGGACUGGAAGGAGCGUCAGCCGCAGUGUCAUGUCCUCACCAACCAACUCAGCUCUCUCCCAGUCUGCAGGAGCCUCGCCAAAAGCCGGACAGUCAAAGAUCUCUGCAGUCAGCAAGCUCCUGUUGGCAAGUCCCAAGGCCCGAAGCCUGUCUGCCUCUGCUACCAAAACGCUCAGCUUUUCGACCAAGUCUCUGCCUCAGUCUGUUGGGCAGAGCUCCAGUUUGCCUCCAAGCGGGAAGAAUAUGUCCUGGUCAACACAAUCCCUCAGCAGAAACCGAGGCUCUAGCCUUGCUUCUAAAUUGCCCCUUCGGGCUGUCAAUGGACGGAUUUCAGAGCUGCUCCAAGGCAGUGCCAGCUCCAGAGGCUUGCAGCUGCGAGGAAACGUAGAAGCAGAUGAGCGUAGUGGCCUUCAUGGAGAGGAGAAACCGACAGUUCACGUGCUGCCAUCCCCUUACAGCAAGAUCACGCCUCCCAGGAAACCUCAUCGCUGCAGCAGUGGUCAUGGGAGUGACAACAGCAGUGUCCUGAGCGGGGAGCUGCCCCCUGCCAUGGGGAAGACUGCCCUGUUCUACCACAGCGGGGGCAGCAGCGGCUACGAGAGCAUGAUGAGGGACAGCGAGGCAACAGGGAGUGCCUCUUCUGCACAAGACUCCAUGAGCGAGAACAGCAGCUCCGCCAGUGGCAGGUGCCGGAGUCUCAAAACUCCAAAGAAACGAUCAACCACAGGCUCACAGAGACGGAGGCUUAUUCCAGCUUUAUCGCUUGACACCGCUUCCCCAGCAAGGAAGCCUGCCAACAGCCCUGGGGUCCGCUGGGUGGAUGGGCCCCUGAGAAGUGCACAGAGGGGGCUGGGGGAGCCCUUUGAGAUCAAAGUCUAUGAGAUAGAUGAUGUGGAGAGACUCCAGCGGCGACGAGGAGGAGACAGCAAGGAUGUGAUAUGUUUCAAUGCCAAGCUGAAGAUCUUGGAGCAUCGCCAGCAGAGAAUUGCUGAGGUCAAGGCCAAGUACGAGUGGUUAAUGAGGGAACUGGAGGUGACCAAACAGUACCUGAUGCUGGAUCCUAAUAAAUGGCUCAGUGAAUUUGAUCUGGAGCAGGUAUUUGAGCUGGAUUCUCUGGAAUACCUGGAGGCCCUGGAGUGUGUGACUGAACGUCUGGAAAACCGUGUCAACUUCUGCAAGGCUCAUCUCAUGAUGAUCACCUGUUUUGACAUCACCUCUAGGCGCAGAUAAAGAGCGAACCUCAAGAGAACUUCAAUGCACAUCUCUGCCAUCCUCCUUUUCCCUUCUGAAUAGCAUCCCAAAGACAACAGAAUGAGGAUGAAGGUUGGAGUCAAGUCUCAACUGUGCGUAUGAGAGAUUUGCUUUACUAUACAGAAGAGUAGUAUUAAAAAAUAACAGGACAAGCAUGAAAAAAUGGAGAUAGAAGGAUGUUGAUUCUCUUAGCCUAAAAGAGCACUUUGAGGAACCUUUAAGGACAUGUCUGUAAAUAAGAACUGCUGGCAGAAGAGACUUCUUUCCCUGCAUUAGCUGAGGGAGGAGGGAAGGCGGUUGUAGGACUUCCACUUGAGAGGUUCAUUAGAAGAAAUCCUAUCCAGAAAGACUGUUCAAGUGCCUUGCAAAUCUUUAUUAUCCAAACAUUUAUGUUCAUACUUUCUUGUGUACAGAUGGUGCUAGUCAAGAGAUGAAAAAGGAAAAAAACAAAACACACUUUUGAAAUGUACUUACAGCUUGUUUUUCUCUUGGUGUUUUCUCCUGUUUCAGACUUGCUGUUUCUAAGUAACUUGUGUUUGUAGAGAUAUUUCCUAAUCAGUACAACAUACGAAUAAAUGUUAACUGUCUUUUAUUGUUAACAGAGUAAGGCCACUCAAAGAGAAAUUAGCUUCCGAGAUGACACAUAAAUAUUUCUAGCAGUGAGAAGGGUUUGCUUAUAUGCUAUUCUGUACAAUCUUACGUGUUAGAGGCCACAGUAAUUUUCCCAACCACUAGGUUCUGCAGUGUGUGAAGGAGGAGAGGUGACAUUACAGUGAGGUAAGCUUCUUUUGCAUUUGGUUUAACCCCCACAACUUGCUUUCUUUUUCAUAUAUUUUUAGCUUUUUACUGGCUAGAGCUAUGGAUGAAGAGGUACUUUUAUCCUAACACCUUUUUCCAGGGCUAAUAACUCAAUGGCAAAUUACUCUUCAGGGUGAGGACUCUCAUGCUUAUUAGUCCAAAAAUGAGUGAUUUCUUUUGUCCUUCUUUCUUGAUACCAUGACUGAUAAAAUUUAACUUUGCUUUUUUUCUUUUCUAAGCAAAUACCACUGCAAAACAUGUUUUGUCAGCAUCUGGUCCCUGGCCCAGACAAACCUGAAAGGUGCAGAGAUGUGCAGGCUCUGUUAAGCUCAGCUAGUCCAGAAAUAAGUAGGAGUCACGAGCGAGCAGAUGUAGUAAUUCAGGCAUGUUGACUGUGAUGUUUUCCUAAUCAGCACUCCCUUAUUUGAACUAUGACAAAAUUCACAUUAACAUCAAUGGGUGACAUCUUCUAGUGGGUGGCAACCUUGCUCAUGGCAAGGGGGUUGGAACUGCAUGAUCUUUUAGUCCCUUCCAACCCAAAACAUCCUAUGAUUCUGUGAUUAAAAGGAUGAGGGCCUGGGCCUCAGUGUACACCCAGAUACUCUACUUGUUUGCAUCUUUAUCUAUAAAACAGUAUGUGGGGAGGAACAUCCUUUGUGUUACUUAAAGAAGUGUGUGAAAUUUGCAUGCUAAUUAUGUAUGAGCGUAAAUAAUUUUUUCCUGUAUGGUUUUCUUCUUCUUUUAUAUUGAAAUAAGUACUUUCUCAAAAAAAUCCUCUCACAUACCCUUGUGUGACCUUCCUGUUGGUUAUCAGAAAGUAAGAUCAGCAUUUGACAUAUACUCAGUAUGCAUCAGUUCAUCAAUUUACUGUUCUUACAUGUAGCUCUUUCUUUACCUGCAUCAUCAUAUUAAUGCCAUUUUACAAUAUGACAAGCACUAACUCCUGGUGGAAAAAAUCCACAAAAAUAAUGAAGGAUUUUUCUAGUGAUCACCUUAAAAAAAAGAUAGAAAUAACAUUUAUAUAUUUUCUUCAAAUUCUCUAUAAUGUAUAUUAACAAAUCUUAUUCCUUCUAUGAGCCUUGUCACUGCAUUUUGUAGAAAAUCCUUCUUAGAUUUCAUAGUCUUAUUUGGGGGUGAAAAACCAACAUACAUGAAAGUUCUUUCCUGUUCUAUUUCACAGCAUUUUCUUAUCAUGAAUCUCAUAUUCACUAAAGACAUAGGUCUGAUUCUUUCCCUUUCUCAAUACAAAAAACAAAACCAAAAAAAAAAAGAAAACAGUUCAAUUUCUCUGGUUUGUUUCUCUUUGUAAUGAUUGUAGUGGCGCUUGUUCUGUUGGGGCAUCUCUUCUCCAUAGAUCCCCAUGAUUUCAGUACAGUCCUACAGAGCCACUGCCUCUGCAGUUCUGUGCUGGAGGAAGACCUAGUACCUUUGGGAUACGGAGCAUGUCUUCUUUUGUGGAUUCAGUCUUGCAGUCCCAGAUUCAUGCUGUCAGGUCACAUACACAUGAAAGAGGCUUUCCCAGCAGCUCCCAUCUCUUACUCACCUGUGUCCACAGGUAGCCCUGUAGGCUUCCCAGGCUGUCACUUGUGUCUGCUCUGCUCCUCUUUCCCUCAUUGGUCACUCCUCCACAUUAGAUUCCCCACUUCAAUUAUGCACAGGAAAUUAUGUGUUGCCUUCCUUAGGCUUAAGCAUUUUCGAAAAUCUCUUUAUUAGAAAGCAGUCAUUGGGCUAAAUGGAUGCAUUAUCUUUCCUCUGCUGAGAAUUACCUGACCAAAUGGAUUAUACCAAGGAUGAAUUUGGCAUACCGAAAGUUAUGUAGUGACUGAGCAGAAUCACACUCCUCACAAAUAUUUUCUUUCUGAGGACUUACUUAAUUAUAAUGGCCAUUAACACUCCUAUCGCGCACUAGCAUUCAUAUCGUAAAAUCAAUAGUCAUCUUUUCUUUUUGACUUUCUGUCGGUGCAUUUCAAAAUUUGUGACUAUAUUUUUGGGAAUUGUGGUGGCUUAAUGCAUAAAAGGGAAGGUAAAUUUGAGGAGAUGUGACAUCUGUGAAACAUUUUCUUGGUUGAAAUAGCUUUUUGCUUUAGAAUUUAUUUAUUUUAUUGUACUUAAAAUAUCUGCAAAACAGAUAAUUAAAAACAUCACGACCAUACUAAAAUUGCUUUUAGUCUAUAGUAGCCAGCAUUUUACAGAAGACCCAUACACUCCUGCAAGUCAUCCCGGAAGUCGCAUUCUUUUAGCAAUUGCCAGUAUAAUGCUGCUUUUUUCCUGAUUUCUUUGAAAGUCAUCAAGUUACCCAACAUACACAAGAGCGAUGUGAAUGGAGUCCUUAAUUGUUUGCAUAUUCAGAAAUCAAUCUAAUUUCUCUGGAACAGCUUUAGUGGGAAACAGCAAUGUUAAUGCAAUUAGAAGGGAAGGUUAAAUCUUUGUUCGCUGGUGUAACAGAGGACCACAGAUCCUUAUUAUCAUGUUCUGUAAUGACUGCAGAGCAGCAGCCAUUAGUCUGCAUUACUAUAGCUAUGUUCAGGCUGACUGCUUGAGUAGUCUGGGCCUGACGCUGAAACCUUCCAUCUUGAAAAAAACUUUUUGUGCUUGAACGUUAUUUCUACAAGAGGCAGAGCUUGUUCUACAACCACAAAUUCAGGUGAGACCCUAGAUUUGGGAGUUCGGCUGCAAUCUGAAUUCACCCAUCCCACUGUUCCUCACACUAGCGCUGGCAGUGGGCAGAAAGCCUGGGUCUUAGACCAGCAGCUCAGGAGCUCUGGCUCCCUUCAGCACAUGGGAGAACCCUAAUUCCUGGUGCAUUUGUCAUAGUUACCCGUGGCUUUUCUCCCACCAUCCAUGCCUUGUAUUUGCUUCAGAAUGACUUCUUGUCAAUUCAUUCAGACCUAAGCAAUCAGAAGUAUCAUUUCAUAGCAAGACAGGCAACAAACUGAUACCCAAGCUGUCCUUCCUUAGCUCUUUACUAUGUCUGUAUGCUCACACAAUAGACUUAGUCCUUUUAAAAAUGUUUAUCUCAAUAAUGUGGUUUGUCUUAAAAUAGCACUACUAUCCAUAGCAUGGGAUUCAAAUUUUAUGACAGCUGAAGGAAAUGUACUUUCUGACAAACACUGCCUUUUACAAAUGUUCAUGAUUUUGUAUUUUUUUGUGUGUGUGAGCUAAAAGUAAUGAUAAAACCAAAGGGCAGUAUAUACAUACAGAGAAAUGCAUAUGAGCGUAGCCUGAGGGAAACACCCCACACAAGUUUCUGUGAGGAGAUUGCACAGCUGUUCACAAAUGGCAGCAACACUGGUCCCCUGCUCCUCCAAGGUUUACCUUUAAAAUCUUUCUCCUAUCACUCACCAAGAUGAAGCUGACUUAUGCCACACUACAGGGAAAACUUACGCUUGAAACUCUUUUGAAGGCUUCCUUCAAAGGGCCUUUAUUCCCGCUGUUCUUCAGCCUAUAAAGCUAAGUUACUGCAGUUCCCAUGCAGAGGCUGUCAUUGAAAUGUUAAGGCCUGUCAAAGUAAUCCAAAAGAACCACUCUGUAUUUCAGGGUGUCACAAGUUGAAGGCAAGAUAUCUCACAAUCACCACUGUUAAAGACAACAAUUUGUGCUUUUCCAUGAUGCAUAUACCCUGGGUACAUCAAUUCAAAGCCAGGACUCAUAGCCCUGUAUGAGAUAAAGCUUUCUGUCAAGUCCUCAUCAUUCUAAAAAUUGUAAUUUGUAAGUUUCAGUGUUGCAGAGGGCUGCCUAUAGCAAAUGUUCUCAUAAACCAGAGGUGUAGUGACCCCCUGCUGCCCAUUCCUAUGGGAGAAUGUUCACAAAGCACCGGGGAUGCACCAGCUCACUUCCAGAGGUCAAAGGAUUUAUAUCACCGCAUAAUGAUAGGAGUAAGAGAUGGUACUAUUUCUCAAAUCCAUGGAUAGAUGACAUACCUUGCAUAACCCUGAUGGCCUUCUAGCCCUUGUUUUCUUACUCCACAGGCUUUUGUGUUGGUAACACCCAGCACUUUUUGGAGACAGAAGGCUGGAUGUUGCUAGCUAUUACAAGACUUGAAAUAGGCUUUCAAGUAACUAUGGCAAACAAAACUGUGAAUGAUUUGUCAGUGCAAAGGUAAUAAUCUCUAACUCUUGCAUUUAUUGUGUGCUCAUCACAGGGUUAUCUAAGCCUCCAUACCUGCUCUUGGAAAUUAUAAACCAUUUUAUUAUUGGCUUUAUCUUUUCUUCUUUCUCCUUCUCAAGCAACUUUACUUAAAAAAAAAUAGAAAAAAAUAAUUUUCCCUUGAAAAUGUAGCACCCUUAUCUUGACCCUAUUGAAGUCGAUAUGAAUUUUUCCACCAGCUUCACUGACAGCAGACUCAGUCUUACUUACUUAUGCAGCAUUUUGAAACUCAUAAAGAGACUGACUGUUCUACAAAGAACAAGGUACUGAAAGUGAAAUAAUAACAUCCAUAAUAUUUCAAACCACCUUCAAAACUCACUCAGACAGGAUAAAAAUCCACAACCCAAUCCAUCUUACUUUGAGUGGUCCUACUUAAGUAUUGAGCAAACUUUAUAAUAAUGGUAAUAAAAUGGUGCUUGAGGCAGUUUCAGCUAUAUUACAUAUUCUCUAUAUACUAUCAAUAUGGAUGUAUUCACCCCCUCCAUUGUAUAUGUAUGUGUGAAUAUUUACAUAUAGCACACAUACAUAUAUAUAUUUUAUGUAUGCAUAGAUGCUAACUUUUCUAAGUAAGUUUUACUUCUUUCCCUCUCAUAGCUGAAACUGCUGGUUACUAACAUCCACAUCAUAUUCUAUGUAUGAAGGACAUAAUUUAUUUGUAAACUCAGGAUGUUCUUGUUUUAUAGAGUUGCUUGUAUUUUUUAAUUUAUUUACGCAUCAUGGUUGGAAAUGCUGAUCUAAGUGCUAUGCAUUGAAGUGUAUGUUUGCUAAAUUCAUUUCACUCUGUCUGUGGCUAUGUUCUUUCUCAUUGUAACAAUGGUAUAAAAUAGGGCUAAGGAGGAGACAAAAUGAUGGAUACAGAACAUACACUGGUCCCACCAGUGGGUGAUUCCAGAAGAGGAUGUAUCAGUAGCAUAUAUAUAUAUUUUAUCAACUAAAUUUUAUGGGAAAAAAAAAGAAAGAACAGCAUGAGGACAAGUUCAAAAUGUUGAACGUCACAGCCAUUUCCAAGUUGGUCAACAAAUGCAUUGAGCCUUUUGCCAUUAAAAUUGUAAAGUUUAUUGUUUGCUGGCUAAAAAAAAUAUCCCUAUUGUGGUAUCUGAGGUGUGAAACAUUGUCAAAAAUAUGAUGUCUGGAAAAAAAAUCAAACUAUAGUGGCAUUAAAUGUUUACUUUUAUCUUACCGAUA